This is a messenger RNA of Ornithodoros turicata, 5340 nucleotides long. RefSeq names its product glutathione hydrolase-like YwrD proenzyme. The record is from RefSeq and is a predicted model, not a curated record. The transcript is spliced from 10 exons. Bases 778 to 2571 code for a protein of 597 amino acids. NCBI's taxonomy places the organism in Eukaryota, Metazoa, Arthropoda, Arachnida, Ixodida, Argasidae.
UUUCGAACCCGGCGAUUGCUUUCUUUGUUCUUUGAAAUGAUAAUACUAAUAAAAAAAAAGUGCAAUGUCGCAGAUGCUGAUUGUCCGUAGUCAUUUUCUUUGCACAGUGUUCCUUGAGUAGCUAAAAGGAUGCAUUCAAGAGGGACACUUACACGAGCCAUACUCUUAUUUAACAUAAUCGAGGGGGGGGGGAGUACAUGUUUAUUAAGAAAAAUAAAAGAAAGAAAGGAAAGGUUAGCCAGGCAAAGAGCCGGCACAUAACCGACAUUCAUACGGAAAUAUAGCUACUCAAGUAUCUAGGGUUGCCACCUUUCGCUAUAGGAGUCAAACGGGGGAGGAGGAGGAGAUAACUGAGCGAGUGGAAUACAAAAAAAAAAAAAAAGAAAUAAAAAAGAAUAGCGAGAGAGAAGGGCUCUCUUUCAGUAGCGUACACAAAAUCUUGCUGUUUGUUCCAUUUGGACAGUUGGUGUUACAGUAUAACUACAUGUAGGGAACAAGCCUAAGUACUAACGACUGAAUAAAGAAUACGAACAGAAAUAAUUUAUUUUCAAAGAUAUAAUUUACAUACUUCUCGAAUCACCUCAUGGUGUAAAAUACCGGCAGCACGCUGCCGCGAUUGCCUUUCAACCGGUAAACAACUGUUCGGGUGGCAACGCUACUCCUAUCCCGUCGCAUGUUUUUGCGAGAAGUAAACAAGCGAUAGCUUUCCCACAUACCCAAUUUUUUAAACAAUUGAUCUUGGAUCGCGUAACACGUAUAUACUGUGCUUGUCCGUAUAUGGCAUGUGUAAAAAUCACAAAGCAUCAUCGUCUAUGCAAUAAGAACAACGUCAAUUUCUUGUAUUUGCAGUGCGGAUACCUUGCGGAUACAACAAUAAACAUGACCAAGCCUGUUCCGUACAUUUCUCGGCGUUCUCCGGUCCUGGGUCUCAACGGCUGUGUCAGCACCGAUCAGCCACUGGCGACGACAGCAGCCUUAGAAAUCCUUCGGAAGGGCGGCAAUGCCGUGGAUGCAGCCAUAGCCGGAGUUGCAGUUCUGCAGGUUAUCCAGCCAUAUGCCACAGGCAUCGGAGGUGACUGCUUCUGCCUUUUUUACGAUGGUUCCCAGAAGCGUGUCAAGUGCAUUAACGGGAGCGGGAAGAGCCCAUCUAAGCUUACUCUGGACCUGGUUAACGCCAUGGGUUACAACGAAUCCCACCCGCUCGAUGACGCAACUGCACUUUCGGCAACGGUACCAGGUGCUGCCAAAGGAUGGUACGACUCGCAUCGAUAUUUUGGAAGUAACAAGGUGAGCAUGGAAGAAAUACUGGAGCCAGCUAUCGGCUACGCUGAACAAGGGUUUCCAGUUGGGCCAAUGAACAGCGCUCAAUGGGAAGUGUACCGGUCAAAGCUUCUGAACAUGCAUGGAGGGAAGACCUUUCUCGUUAAUGGAAGUGACACGCCUCCGUCCGGAAUGGUGCUGCAGAAUCUUCCGUUGGCCAACGUCCUAAAGAAGUUGGCACGCGAAGGGCCAAGCGCUAUAUACAGAGGUGACGUGGCACAGAGCAUCGUGGACGCAGCUGUCGGAGGCGUACUAUCUUUGGAAGACUUGGAGGACCACCUCGCUUCAAACGAAAAUCCAUGCGUGGUCCCUAUAUCAACGACGUACCAUGGAGUAACUCUACAUACAACGCCGCCGCCAAGCCAUGGAGCAAUCUUCCUUGAGGCUCUUAACAUCCUGGAAGGAUUCGACCUGAAAGGAUACGAUCCUACAUCUGCCGAAUACUUGCAUUUGAUGACAGAAGCUCUGCGUUUGUCAUUCGCUGACGGCCUGAGCUACGUGGCAGAUCCAACAUCAGGGGCAUACACGGGCGUUGGUAAAAUGAUGUGCAAGGAAUAUGCGGCACAAAGAAGAGCUCUGAUAUCCUUGGACCGUGUUGCAGAGAUCGACGUUGCGGUGUCAGCAGCAGAGCAGUCUCAUACAACAUUUCUGGCAACGAGCGAUGGGGAAGGCAAUGCAUGCGCCUUCAUCAACAGCAACUUCAAAGGCUUUGGGUGUAGCAUUGUGGAGCGCCAUGGAUUUGCACUGCAUUGUCGUGGUUUGGGCUUCAACUUAAUUCCCGGACACCCUAACUGUGUGGGGCCACGAAAGAGGCCUUAUCAUACCCUGAUGCCCGUUAUCGCGACAGACUCGUCCACUGGGAAGCUCAUGGCCGCAAUGGGUACGAUGGGAGGAUAUGGGCAGCCCCAACAAAAUUUACGCGUACUCCUAAACAUGCUGGAAAUGAAGAUGAAUCCUCAAGAAGCAGUUGACAUGCCACGGAUUAUGAUCGGCUCCGGUGUCACGGUGCAUCCGAAUGAUUAUCUCAUGUUGGAAGAAGGUCUAUCGGAUGACGUCGUGGACGGCCUUAAAAAGCGCGGCCAUAAGAUCGAGCGGGUGCUUACUGGAAGGGAGCGACGAGACUUGGGACAUUACCAUGUUAUCGCCAGGGGAAAUUGGUGGUGCACCGACGUCCUACCGACUGGGAGCGAAGCCAACGUUUACUGGGCAGGCUGCGACCCACGGAGCGACGGAGUGGCGGCAGCUUUCUAAAGUGGCUCCUCACCCUGUGCUGCACCUGGCUUCACGUUGCUAGCAGUAGUUUGCCAUAUAUUUAGUAAGGUUGGGGUUUGUUCAGAUUAAAGUCAAAUGACAAUGAAGUGAAGGACACCACCCAUGUUUUUGGUUGGGUUGCACUAGAGUCACUAAAUAAGCUACGCUUCAGAGUAUCGACACUGAGUUCCAAGAGCGAGCAUGCGCCAUCUUGUUUCUGCGGCACGCUUCCCACGCGCACUGCGCACUUUAGCGCACGAUGCGCCAUCUAUCGUGAGCGGGUGAAAUGUUCCUUUCGUUUACAAGCAGCAGCUGACGGCCUUGAGUGCAUGUGCAAGAUGGAACAGCGGUUUGCAACUUGUUGACAUGUGGUCUGCCUUUUUGUUGCUCAUGUUACACCGGUGUGUUCAUGACCCAAUACUGGCUCAGAUUUUGAUUCGAUAUCAGGUGUUGCACACUAGGUGUCCAGCAUGUUGAAUAUAAAAGACAUGGAAAUGUUUGAGAAAUUUCGAAAAUACCUAGAUGAGCAUGACAAAUGUGCAACAUGGAACAGCGGUUUGCAACUUGUUGACAUGUGGUCUGCCUUUUUGUUGCUCAUGUUACACCGGUGUGUUCAUGACCCAAUACUGGCUCAGAUUUUGAUUCGAUAUCAGGUGUUGCACACUAGAUGUCCAGCACAUUGAAUAUAAAAGUAAUGGAAAUGUUUGAGAAAUUUAAAAAAUACUUAGAUGAGGCAUGACAAAUGUGCAAGAUGGAACAGCGGUUUGCAACUUGUUGACAUGCCGUCUACCUUAUUGUUGCUCAGGAUACACCGGUGUGUUCAUGACCCCAUACUGGCUCAGAUUUUGAUUCGAUAUCAGGUGUUGCACACUAGAUGUCCAGCAUGUUCAAUAUGAAAGAUGUGGAAAUGUUUGAGAAAUUUCGAAAAUACCUAGAUGAGCAUGACAAAUGUGCAAGAUGGAACAGCGGUUUGCAACUUGUUGACAUGUGGUCUGCCUUUUUGUUGCUCAUGUUACACCGGUGUGUUCAUGACCCAAUACUGGCUCAGAUUUUGAUUCGAUAUCAGGUGUUGCACACUGGAUGUCCAGCAUGUUGAAUAUAAAAGCUAUGGAAAUGUUUGAGAAAUUUCAAAAAUACCAAGAUGUACAUGACCUACUGACAUGAUCGUUGCAUUUGCAAUAAUCGUCAUGCUUUCCUUGCAAAUGUGUUUGAGUGAACGUAUCUGAAUUUGUGUAGUUAAAUUAUGUUACCAGAGGCAAAUCCAAGACCCGCUUUUUCUGUUUUUGUUUUCUGAGUGUGUGUAGAUGAGGGGGGGGAUGUGGAAGAACUUGGUUUGGAUAGCAUGGACUACGUUAACAUUUCUUCAUACCUUGUCAUACCGACAUUUAGGAAUCACAGAUGGUAUUGUAUUGUGUUUAUUGAGACUUGUUUGACCAUAAUCACUCACUUUGCAAUAUAGCAGAUGACUGUUUACAUUGGAAUUGCCACAACACUUAACUGAAUCCUUAUUAGUGACAGUGACCACCACAGAAAAGAAGGCACUAAAAUUUUACAGAUAUCCACCCAGUGAUUCUGCAGCCAAGGUGCUUACAAUAUAUCUUACAGCACUGUAGUGUGCUAAAUUGCAUAUACUGCAGUAUUACUAAUCGCUAAUUAAAUUUAAACUAGUAUGUGAGAAUGAUAUACUGAAGUGAAUAAAUACAUAAAGCAAAUAGGGGGGAACAACUUUCCCCCGCUCUUGUCUGAACAUAUGCACCAUCACCACAAUAAUAUUGCGCGAGUCUGGAGCCUGCUAAUAUACGCGCUCGAGUCGCAAAAGCGUUAUUAGUCAAUUAAAAGGAAAGUAUCCAAGUCUAAUAUAUACACGACGGGAUGCACACGGCUGUUUGUGAACGGACUGGUUCGCGAAAGCGCCUUUAUAAUGCAAAGUGUAGCAACACGGGAAGCCUUAAUAAUGUGGCGUAAUUUAUCGUGCACGUCCUUUUGUUUAUAUUUAUUUAUUUAUAUUGUCGUAUGCGUGCCUUACACCCCAAUCUCACAGCAUAGCAAUUGAGCUCUCAAACAACAACCAUCAGUUGAACAAUAAACGGAGUGAGAUUAAUAUAAACUCGCUCAAAGACUCGUACACAACGCUGGACCCAAAACCCUUUUGCCGCCGACGCCGGGUAUCGCGGUCACGAGACCAUGACAACGCCGUGGAGAGCCGCCGCCGAGAGCGUCUGUCCUGUCGCCCGCAGCGCCACCACAGCCUUGCACAAGGGUGCGCUCUAUUUCGCAUCGCCAUCCAAUGCCUCCCACUAUCUCUCACCAUGCUCCCCAAAGGAGCAAUGACGUCAUCCGCGGAAUGCGACAGCAGCGGCCCCUAGUGGUGAGGCGUCGCUCGUAGCGCCCUCUAGUGGUGUACCCUACACAAUGGGUAAUCCUUCUAUUCAUCGGAGAUAAUCCGUCUAUUGGGGGCUGCAUUGGAAACAACACCCGAUAUCUUCGGGACGCUCUGGUGGACAAUACAUGGAUUAUCGCACAACAAUCAUACACGCUUGCCUAUGCCACAGCGAGCAUUAUGUCAGUCGUCUUUGAUCCUCAACUGGGGUUGGUAGCGGUGUCGUGCGGAAACAAGAUGGCGCUCCUGCUCUCCCUUGGACUUCAGUGUCGAUACUCUGAAGCGAAGCUUAUUUAGUGACUUUAGGUUGCACGGGAGAGGCUCACUCGAGCCAAGAGUUUUGGAAUAAAACAAGUUUGACUCCAAGGGGAGCGGACGUCUCUUUCGUA